This is a messenger RNA of Spinacia oleracea (spinach), 641 nucleotides long. Its product is annotated as protein TIFY 5A. Gene Ontology annotation, cellular component: nucleus. Gene Ontology annotation, biological process: regulation of jasmonic acid mediated signaling pathway; response to wounding; regulation of defense response. NCBI's taxonomy places the organism in Eukaryota, Viridiplantae, Streptophyta, Magnoliopsida, Caryophyllales, Amaranthaceae. Bases 112 to 480 code for a protein of 122 amino acids. The transcript has 3 exons. The record is from RefSeq and is a predicted model, not a curated record.
CCUAACCUUUUUAAAACAUCCCUUCAUUUUAAACAUUCAAACCUUUUUAUUUAGUUCCAUUUCUUUUCAGUUUCUCUCUCUAAAUUCUAAGAAGAAGAAAAACCCAGAAAAAUGGAUUGUAAUCUUGAGCUUGGCCUAUCACCAUCUUCCACGUCGAUCUCUUCAACAGCUUCUACGAUCUCCAUGGGAUCUGUUAAUGGAGAUAAUCCAAAAAAGCAAGAACAACAAAGGACGAUAUUUUAUAAUGGAACUAUCUGCGUUUGCGAUGUUACCGAUGUUCAGGCAAAAAGCAUAAUACAGUUAGCAAGUAGAAAAACGAUACAAGAAAUAUGUACAUCUACAACAAUAACACCAACGUUACAAUCUCAACAAUUAUGUACUCAAACGCAAAAUGGUUUAUCGGCCAUGAAGAAAUCGUUACGCCAAUUUCUCGAAAAGCGAAAGCAUCGAAUCCAAGCUACCUCGCCUUACCGUCUUUAGUCUUUCUUAUUAUAAUUAAAUUUUAAAUUAGUCUAACUAAUUAGUCUUCAGGAGUAUUAGAUACAAGUAAUUAAUAGCUAAUUCUGCUGUUUUUUAGUUCUAUAUGAUUUGGUAAGUUGGUAUGUUAUGUGGAAGCAACGUUAAUGGAAAAUUAGGAAAGA